AUGAAUCCCCUUCUGGGCAAUAAUUCGCAAGCAAUGAUGGGAUUCCAACACCAUUACGGAAACAUGAAUACUGGAAACUACUCGCAAAUGAACGUUCUUCCGAACUCCGCACAAAGGUCGUCAUUUGCAAUACAUGAAAUUCUUGGACUUAACUCGCCCCCUUGUCGACAAAAUCCGAGUCCGGACAUUUUGGAGAAUUUGGGGAUUUGUCCGGCAAACUCCAUGUAUGCAUCCGGAGUAAAUGGCGUUGGAAUGAACCCGGCGUAUGCCGCGGAACCACAACAUCCAAACUACUUCCGGGAGGCUCCGCAGUCCCAGAACAGUACUUUUUGUCCCUGGAGAUUCGACUCCAUCAAUCAAGCAACUCCAAACUGUGUUCCUCCAGCACCCAGUAAUGUCACCAGAUGUCAAGAGAGCGUCAGCUACGGGCUCAAGGCUCCAAUUGAGGAAACUCCAAUCCGCCCAGAGUGUGCCCACCAAGAGAAAACGCCAGACAACAUGAACAUCUGUAAGAAACAGAAGAAACGCCGACGACACAGGACCAUAUUUACAAGCUACCAAGUGGACGAACUCGAGAAAACGUUUAAAGAGGCACAUUAUCCUGAUCUGUAUGCCCGAGAAGUCUUGGCGUUAAAGAUUGACCUUCCGGAAGACAGAAUUCAGGUUUGGUUUCAAAAUCGUCGAGCAAAAUGGAGAAAGACUGAGAAAACUUGGGGCAAGAGCAGCAUAAUGGCGGAGUAUGGACUUUACGGAGCAAUGGUGCGACAUGCACUUCCACUUCCGGAAUGCAUCGUACAAAGUGCCGAUAAAGGCAUCGAUAAGUCGUCUGCACCAUGGCUUUUAGGGAUGCACAAGAAGUCGCUGGAGGCGUCGAAGAAAAUGCGUGAAGAAGAGGGAAAUGACGGAGGUGACAUGAACAAUCGAGUGAAAGAGGAAAUUCGUUCGGAAAGCAUCGCGGCUCUACGUGCUAAAGCUCAACAACAUAGUGCAAAACUGUUAGAGUGUAUAGAAAGAGACCCCAAAAGCUAUGACGAAUCCAGCAAUAACUCCUUUGACAGUUCUUUUUUCUCAGAUGCCGGAGAUGGAACAUCAGAAAUGUCCAGAAAUUGAAAGAGUGAAAAGGAUCUCUUUAAUUAAAAAGAGGACAUAGCUCUAAAAAUAAAAUGUGGUUCUACAUGUAUGUGCUAGUUGUUACCAUUUUGAUAUUGAAUUUU
This is a messenger RNA of Saccostrea cuccullata (small rock oyster), 1214 nucleotides long. RefSeq names its product visual system homeobox 2-like. The record is from RefSeq and is a predicted model, not a curated record. The coding region runs from base 1 to 1110 and encodes 369 amino acids. Gene Ontology annotation, biological process: regulation of transcription by RNA polymerase II. Gene Ontology annotation, molecular function: sequence-specific double-stranded DNA binding; DNA-binding transcription factor activity, RNA polymerase II-specific. The transcript has 5 exons. Gene Ontology annotation, cellular component: nucleus. NCBI's taxonomy places the organism in Eukaryota, Metazoa, Mollusca, Bivalvia, Ostreida, Ostreidae.